Molecule: messenger RNA, 770 nt
Organism: Malus domestica (apple)
Lineage: Eukaryota; Viridiplantae; Streptophyta; Magnoliopsida; Rosales; Rosaceae
Source: RefSeq, a predicted model, not a curated record
UCUCUCUCUCUCUCUCUCUGCAUAUUCAAUAUUCUAGCUGAAGUAUAAUCGAGGAAAUUAAUCUCUCCACAACCUACUUAUUUCUUCUCCAUCUGGGGACUGGAGGUUAAGAAUGGCUGCUUCUUCUGCUGCUGCUGCUGCUAUACCCCCUCAAGAAAAGUAUGAUGUCUUUCUAAGUUUCAGAGGUGAGGACACCCGCAAUACUUUUACCAGCCAUCUUUACGCUGCUUUAUCGGGGAAGAAGAUCACCUACAUAGACGACAUACUUGAGAGAGGAAACGAAAUUUCACAUGCCCUUCUCGAAGCAAUCGAGAAAUCAAAGCUUUCUGUUAUCAUUUUCUUGACAAACCAUGCUUCUUCCACUUGGUGUCUGGAUGAACUUGCGCACAUACUUGGAUGCAAGGAAAGAAAUGGGCAGCUUGUUUUACCCAUUUUUUACGACAUUGAUCCAUCACAUGUAAGAAAGCAGCAGGGGAGUUAUGCAGAUGCAUUUGCUCAACUUGAAGAACGUUUCAAGGACAAUAUGGACAAGGUGCACAACUGGAGGGAUACUUUGACGAAAGCAGCCAAUCUAUCUGGGUUUGAUUGACAAGGUGCACGACGGGAGGGAUACUUUGCCUUCAUAAUCAUGUUUUCCACGACAGAUGCAGGCUUUGUUGACUAAUUGUCAAAUAUAUUUUGAAACAAUUGAGUUGCAAAUCGUCAGGUGAUUUAAAAGGCCUAUUUGGAAUUGAAAGUCGCAUUCAGGAAGUUGAAUCGUUACUAUGCAU